CUUGGGCUCCUUUCCAGCAGAGUGACAAAGAGCUUUUGGAAGGAGACGCAAGAUGAGUUAUCCCCUUGGAGUCUUCAUUCUCGGACUGCUUUCAACCUGCCUGCAUUGGGAAGGUGCUCAAUGCCAUCCAGGGUACAACCUGACGGUCCCUCCUGAAGUGAGAGUACAGGAGGGGUUCUGCAUCGUCAUCCCCUGCAAAUUCACUUACCCAGCAUCGGCUGACACCAAUCGUGUUGAAUUGCAUGGAUAUUGGUAUACCGUAAGAGGCAGCAGCACUUACCGUGGUGCAGUAGCCACCAAUGAUGAGAACAAACAGAUAGAAUACUUCGCUCGCAAUCGCUUCCUUCUGUCAGGGGACUUGGAACAAGGAGACUGUUCCCUCACCAUCAACAAUACCCGCAAAAGCUCCGAUGAAGGAGCAUACUAUUUCAGAAUAGAGAAAGACAUAAGAUAUAGCUACCCAAAUAAAACAUUUGUGAGAGUGGCAGGAAGGGGUGGCCAGACCAGAAGCUUGAUAACCACUGUGGCAUCCCACUGUCCUGUUUGGAAUCUUGCAGAUCAGAGAAACUUCACAGAUGCUUCCCGUAUUGGAGUCCAGGAAGGUGACUCCAUCAUGUUGUUCUGCGGGAUAAAGAGCAACCCCUCAGCCAAUGCAACCUGGGUGACAAACUCAGAAAAGACCACUGGUUGGCAAUCCCCCAAAACCAAUAUCCUGACGAUUUCGAAUGUGCAGCUGGCGGACAGAGGGGGAUACAAAUGCCAUGCAUCAAACACAGAGGGCGAGACUGAUGCCACCUUCCAGCUCUAUGUAGCAUACAGCCCCAGGCCAUGUGAACAGGAUAAUUCCCAAUGCUGGAGAGAUGACAAUGGAUUCCAGUGCAACUGUUCCAUCUGCUCCUACCCUGCAUCUAGAAUUCAGUGGCAAGUGAAUGGGAAGAACUUGGAGGGGAACUACUCCGAUGAGACCAUGACGGUCACUUCCUGGAAUAAGACAGAAGAAGCCACCAGCACUCUCUACUUGACAGGGGAUUUGGUUGGAGAGCAGCAUAUUAUCUGCCUUGGAACCAACCCCGGUGGACAGAUCCCCUUGAAGUUCUUCGUGGCUAGUUCAGGAGAAUCUCUGAAAAAGAACAUAAUCAGUGGCCUAAUGGGUGCCCUCAUCAUGUUUGCUAUCGUCAUGGUGAUCGUUAUCAUCCUCUUCAUGAUUUCCAGAAGGUACCCAAAUGACAGAAAACCUUUGACUGCCUCAGAAUCUUACGCAAAGCCCUUGACUCACGUCCACAGCGAGCUUUCCCCAGAUGUCAAGCGUAACAGCCUCACGGUCCCUAACCCAGUCGAAGGCAAUGAUGCUCCUGAAGAUCAAGAGAAGUUUGACGAAUUCCCCGACGAAAUCUCCAAUGACCCCGAAGAGUUGCAUUACGCAUCUCUCAACUUUGGUGAACUGAAAUGUUUACCGGAAGCCAAUUCAGAAGAAUCCAAAUCAGAUUAUGCUGAAAUCAAGAAGGUCUAGUCUGCAGAUGUUGAAAGAGGAGCCAGAGAGACAGGUUUAAGAGGAUUUCUCAAGUCUAGUUGACACUGUGAACAAAGGAGGUCACCUCCUUGUUCUGAUCUGCUGUCUGCCCUCCGAAGAAACCUCUUCCUCAUAGUGUGCAUGUGUCAAUUACCCUUCCUGCUCUUGUUCAUUUCUCUAUAUCCCCUUUGGGGGAGCAUAGGCUGCCCACUGUUUACUCUGGCACUGAAACAUGAUAUGCAGCAAGUGAAGGAAGGGGGAAAGGGGCCUGUAGCUUUGUGGCAGAGCACAUGCUUUUCAUGCGCAAAGCCCUGGGUUCAACCUUCCAGCCAAAGGCUCUGAGGCUUCAGGGGUGGGAGACAAUGCCCACCUGUGAUCCUGAGAAACCACCUCUUGUCAGUAAGGCCGACCUGAACAUUAGGCAGAGUAAGGUGACUGCCUCAGGCAGCAAAUGUUGAGGAGCAGCAGGGGCAGCCUCCUAGCUGUUUGCCAGUAUUGAAGUAAGAUUCAACUGCCACUCUAGGCAACUCCUUUGUGUGAAAGG
Molecule: messenger RNA, 2054 nt
Organism: Lacerta agilis (Sand lizard)
Lineage: Eukaryota; Metazoa; Chordata; Lepidosauria; Squamata; Lacertidae
Product: sialic acid-binding Ig-like lectin 10
Exons: 8
Coding region: 53-1510 (485 amino acids)
Source: RefSeq, a predicted model, not a curated record